Thrips palmi is the source of this 1987-nucleotide messenger RNA. Its product is annotated as protein strawberry notch-like. Gene Ontology annotation, molecular function: histone binding; chromatin DNA binding. NCBI's taxonomy places the organism in Eukaryota, Metazoa, Arthropoda, Insecta, Thysanoptera, Thripidae. Gene Ontology annotation, biological process: regulation of DNA-templated transcription. Bases 207 to 1697 code for a protein of 496 amino acids. Gene Ontology annotation, cellular component: nucleus. The record is from RefSeq and is a predicted model, not a curated record. The transcript is spliced from 9 exons.
GACUCUGCAACCAUCGCACUCAUUGUCGCAACUGCGAAAAGUUUUAUUGUCGACUUUUGCACCUGUUUGCACCUGUUCCACUCGCGUGCGACCCGGUUCAUCAUGAGACGAUUUCUGGUUCAAACAACAUAGCCUUCGAUUGAUGAACUUACGUGUACCGAUCCAGCCAACUAUUCCAUCUGGUUCCACCAUUUUGUGUAAACAAUAUGGCAACAGGAGUCAAUUUUGUGUCGGCAUUAGUUGACAGACUUCGAAGUGAAGCCAAGAGAUUAGCAGAGGACACAAAUAAAAUACUUCAAACUAUAGAAUUUCUUGAAGAAAUGCUACAAUCAGGCCACAGUGAUUUAAUUUCUAAAGCUCAAACAGAUGAUGCUCUCUACCAUCUCAAUAAAGCUGACUUGGGAGCUGACUCUGGAGCCAUUAUUCAAGUUGCAACAAAUCUGAUGAAAGACGCUGCUCAACUUUCAAUGUGUAAAGAGGUCAUGAACAGUUCAUUAAGUGAUACAGAAAACAAUGUCAGAAAGAAUCUCGUAAAUUCUAUGUCCCCCACCAAUGCUGACCAACAAUGCCCAAACAAAGCCAAUGGUGCUCCAAUAGAUAACUCAUCGGACUUUAUCUACACAGUAAAGGCUGUGCUGCACUUCCCAACCACAAAUUGCAUCAGAAUUGUACCCCAGUUAGAGUUGUUUGUUCCCAAAGACAAAUCAAUGGAAUUAGAUGAGGAAGAUGAAUCAGGGGAAUUGAAUGGCAAAAGAAAACUAGUUGAAACGGUCUCUGAGCUGCCAUCGAAGAGAUUUAAAGUUGAGUCAUGUGAUUCACGGCCAGACAAUGAGAGUAGUCUAGAUUCAAAAUUUCAGUGGUCUUCUGCAACAGCUGGUUUCCGAAACAAAUUGUUUCAAUAUGUAGCAAAUGCACUCCAAUCUUUAAUUUUUGAUGCAAAGAAACGUGAUUGCUUUAAUUUUGACAUCUUGGAUCUUGGUGCCUCUGGAGAGGAGGUGAAAAUAUUCAAAGUGUCCAAAUUCCAGCGAAAACAUGCCACUGGAACAGCUGCUGUUCAAUUGUAUGGUGUGCAUGUUGACCGAGGGAUGCCAUGGAGUAAAGCUACUGAAAGAAACCUAGGGUUGGUUGGGGAAGAAGAGGGCUUCUACAUUUCCCAUCAGGUUCGCAAUUCCAACAACACUGUAGUUUUGGCUGUUGCUUUAGAGUCCAAUUCCAGUAACGAAACGAGACCCAACCAAGAGGACAUGUUAUAUACUUUAUACUGGCCUAAUAAAGGCCAUGAUUUGCACGAGAUGACUUUAAGAGAGAUUAAAAGUAAAUACAAGAAAGUGCCAAAGGAUGAGGCUGAACUGCACUGGACCAAACACUAUGAAUCUUCUAAAACCAUAUGCUCCCAUGCUUAUUGGGGUGGGCGCUGCAAAAAUGUUGCCUCGGGUAAAAAAUGCGACGUUGGUGUUCAACGUGUAGUACACACUAUUUUUGCAGGAUAUGCGCCAGGUGUAUGGACUGAGGCAGACGGUCUCCUGAAUAGCACAAAUAUACAUGGGAAAAGAAUGCAGAUUGUUCGUCUGCAUUCUUUCAACCAGGAACCAGACAUAAUUAUUGGAAAACUAAUCCCUGAUAGCUCUGUCAAAAGUCUGACUCAGGCACUUCAAGAAGAUGCACAUAAGAUGGAAGAGGAGAAAUUUUUGGACUAAACUGUGAAAUGUUAGAGCCUAUUUUGGUGUGUUGGUCACACAAUGACAUACAUAUGUAACCAUACAUAUAUAUAAUAUAUUAUUUUUCUUUGUUGUAUCAGUACAUACUUUGCAAUACAUGUACAGUGGGACCAAAUUCAACCCGCUUCAAGUGCCACAUACAGGCAAACCAAUUUUCUGUUCGGAGAUUAUUAUUUACUCUUCUAUUAUAAUUUUUGUUUAAACUCCUAUUUGUCUUGUGAACAUGUUGCUUUAAAGUGUAUUUCAUAAAAUGAUUUUGGCACACCCUC